Molecule: messenger RNA, 2061 nt
Organism: Carassius carassius (crucian carp)
Lineage: Eukaryota; Metazoa; Chordata; Actinopteri; Cypriniformes; Cyprinidae
Product: mothers against decapentaplegic homolog 7-like
Exons: 4
Coding region: 570-1691 (373 amino acids)
Biological process (GO): anatomical structure morphogenesis; transforming growth factor beta receptor signaling pathway; cell differentiation
Cellular component (GO): heteromeric SMAD protein complex
Molecular function (GO): transcription regulator inhibitor activity; I-SMAD binding
Source: RefSeq, a predicted model, not a curated record
GAGAGAGAGAGAGAGAGAGAGGCAGAGGCGUCUGAUCUUCAGCUCGUUCUCAGUCCUUCAGUUCUUCAUCGACUCGGAAACGUCGCGCGCUCGCGCUCUGGAGACGGAUAUUUGUGGAUAUCUCGAGCGUUGUAUUAUCGUACCGUCCGAAUUCUCAUGAGAGGUUUUCUUCAGCGCGGUCUGAUGUGGAUUUAAAGCCUUUUUUCAGUCCGAUCCGAGCUGCAGAUUUGAUGUCAAAUGAAGUAAACGGCAGAUUAAUCAUCCCCGAUCCGAGCGAGCGCUGUGGAUUACGACCGAACUCGUCUCUCGCGGAUCGGUUCCGAUGAUUGCGCACUGACAUCAGAUCCGAGCUCGUACCCAGCAAACCCAGACAGUCGUUUCAGCGUUUCCCUUUUGGAUUCAGUGGGGUGAAAUAGUAAAGUCUGGCGUAUGAAACGGAUCGCGUGCGCUUCUCCUGCUCGCCGUUUCUCCGCCGUCUGCUCUGCGCCUGUGGAUUCGGACCUCCGGAUCUUCAUGACUUGCGGACAAAAUGGCCGUUUUGUAGCCGGGGAACCCUCUUGUCGUCCCGCAUGUUCAGGACCAAACGAUCGGGGCUCGUCAGGCGACUCUGGAGGAGCCGUGCGCCCGCGGAGGGCAACGGAGACGCGGACACCAGCGGCGCCGCGGGCUGCUGUCUCGGGAAACCGGGCGCCAGUAAGCCGAACCCCGGCACCGAGGCCGAACUGAAGGCGCUGACAUACUCGAUCCUGAAGAAGAUCAAGGAGAAGCAGCUGGAGGUGCUUCUGCAGGCGGUGGAGUCCCACGGCGGAGCGCGCAGCCCCUGCCUCCUCCUGCCGGGGAAAGCGGACACCAGGCUGGGUCAGCAGUCGCUCCCGCUGCCGCUGCUGCUCUACAAGGUGUUCCGGUGGCCGGACCUCCGGCAUUCCUCGGAAUUAAAGAGACUUUCGUGCUGUGAAUCUUACGGGAAAAUCAACCCGGAUCACGUGUGCUGCAACCCGCAUCAUAUGAGCAGACUGUGCGAGCUCGAAUCCCCCCCACCCCCGUACUCAAGAUAUCCCACCGAUUUUCUUAAACCACCUGAUUCUCCAGGUUCUGUGCCUGCUUCCACUGAAACUGGAGGAACUGUGUAUUCGGCCCCUAUGGGGUUCUCAGAUUCCCUGGCUCUUCAGGAGCGUGGAGAACAGCCUCAUUGGUGUGUGGUGGCGUACUGGGAGGAAAAGACCCGCGUUGGGCGCCUAUACUCCGUCCAGGAACCAUCUCUGGACAUCUUUUAUGACCUACCUCAGGGCACAGGCUUUUGCUUGGGCCAACUCGCCUCCGACAACAAGAGUCAACUGGUGCAAAUGGUUCGGGCCAAGAUCGGCUACGGCAUCCAGCUGAGCCGCGAACCCGAUGGUGUGUGGGUGUAUAACCGGAGUUGCUACCCUAUAUUCAUCAAGUCAGCCACACUGGACAACCCAGACUCGCGUACGCUGCUGGUGCAUAAAGUAUUCCCCGGCUUUUCCAUCAAAGCCUUUGACUUCGAGAAGGCAAGAAGCCUUCAGAGGCCCAAUGACCACGAGUUUAGCCAGCAGCCGCGGACGGGCUUCACCGUGCAGAUUAGUUUCGUGAAGGGCUGGGGGCAGUGCUACACCAGACAGUUCAUCAGCAGCUGCCCCUGCUGGCUGGAGGUCAUAUUCAAUAACCGAUAACAGCGAGCCCCAGCCCCUCACCACGCCCCCCAUUCCUUCAUGGAGACGGACUAGCCCUUACCUUCUAUGGACUAUGUUGUCUUUCUGUUUUGUUUUUCGUGAGAAGUUCUCAGAAGGAUGUUUUACGAGAGAAAUGGAAACCGGAAGCUCACUCGGACUUGUUUAAUGAAUGACUAAGAUUUAAGUGAAAUAAAAGCUAAAAUGUAUUUUAUGUUAAAUAUAAAUAUAUUAUUACCUGUAAAUACGAAGUUUUAUAUGCAUUGUUAUUUAUGUAUUGUGCAAUGUGUUGAUGAGAAAAAAAGAGAUGCACUUUGCUUAAUAUAAAUGCAAACAAAGAAAUGCCAAAAUAAAACAAAAAAUACAGAAUACA